CAGAGCUGUAUUAUUUUGUGUAGAACAUUAUCUAUUGGUACUGCUAGUACGCUAUUAGUCUCAGAUUUCUUUUCCACUCAGUAUAAUCGGUUUAGUUAUUAAUAUUAAUUCGUAGUUGUCACUCGUCAGCUUUGGAGUCUGUUCUGUAACAAUUAACCUGAUUCGCAUCUUUUUUCGUUUCGUACAACUCCUAUUUUGACUUGAAAACAUCGCUUAUUAGGCACACUGUAGUAUAGGUACUUACCCAGCAGCGUACCUACCGCAUAAUAUCUCCAUCCGUUAUCUAUAUCAAGGCGACACAGUGUCUGCUGCAUAUAUACAGAGUACUAGCAGUUCCUAAAACCACUCCAAAAAUCAUUCUUCUUUGAGUGAUAACUGGGGCGUAUAGUUUUGAACUAACCACGAGAUAGUCAAGAUUAUCGUCCGAUGUACACGAUGUUUGGCAACGCAGAUCCGAUGCAACAGAACGCAAACUCGUUCGAAGCAGAAAAUGCCCAACACAAUUUAUUGCUUCUGGUAAACCUGGUGAUCAAAGUGAAUGACUUAAUAAGUAGACAACAUGUUGACAAAAAAUCUUCAAUGGUAUUUAAAAAACUGUUUGAAAUCAUUUGCAAUGCUUGGGAAGAGCAGACCUACAAGCUCAGCAAUGCCUUGUGGAACACGUUCAAACAUUGUGGUGGAACAGAUUUGUUGAUUAAAAAUAAUUGUGCGUCCGAAUAUGAAAUCGUACAAUUUUCGAGCGAUAGACUUGUGGAAAAAAGCCAAACAGAAACUAACGACUACAUAUUGAAAAACGUAGAAGAAAAAUUCUUGCGCAUAGUACCUAAAGACAAGACUCAAGUUAGCUCGCUCGAUAUAUUUAAGUUUAAUUUCAGAAUCUUUGAAAACUUAUUCAAACAAUCCGAUAUCACUUUCAUUGACCCCAACGAACUCGUUGGUUUGGGCGUACUUCUCGACGAGUGGCGACGACGAGAUUUCGUGUCUCUGAAACAAACCCUCAAUGCACUAUUCAACUUAUGGAGGCCGCAUGGAUGCCCAAAACACAAAAAUUGUAUGAUAAAGCAUAACAUACACACUCGGUUUUUCACAUUGAUGUUUAAGACUGAAGACAAUGUCAAGAAUUACAUUGCCAUUUUGGUUACCGAUAAUGAAAUCAGGACAGCAAUAAUUAAACGUAAAAUACCGACGGAAAUAUUCAAGUUUAGUGUAGCCAAUGUCCGUUGCCAAAGCCAAAUUUGCAUGGAAAAAUGCACUCCUGUUUUUAAUUCCAAUAGCGAGGAAACGUCAAAAGCGUCUAAAGCCAGAAUCAAAAAGCAGCUUGAUAAGACAAGUAUAUUCGGAGCCAUAAACGUUAUCAAACCACUGGAGAAGGUGAUCGUUAAUAACACAGCAUCCGAAUUAAGGGAUCAAUCAAGUCGGUUGACUGUCGAAGAAGUGCCUAAUAACAGGCUCAACAUGUGUGUUCACCAAUGGUCCGCGGAGGAAGUCCAUAGAUGGUUCAAGCCAAUUGGGCUUACCGAGUUUGCGGAUAAUUUAUUGAAAAAUCGAGUCGAUGGUGAUCUACUAUUGCGUUUAACCAUAGACGAAUUGAGAAACGAAAUCGGAAUACUCAACGGAAUAAUGAAAAAAAGAUUUGUAAGGGAGCUAAACAAUUUAAAACAAUCAGCGGAUUACAGUAGUAUUGACACAACAGAUUUAAACUCGUUUCUAAAAUCAAUCAAUUUGGAGUAUUCAGUGUACACGUAUCCUAUGUUGAUUGCUGGGGUCACUAGAGAUUCAAUGAGGUUUGUAACUGAUGACCAACUCAAAAAUGACUGUGGAAUUUCAAACGGUGUUCACCGAAGUUGUAUAAUAACCUCGAUCAAGGAAAUGCCGGCGGUGUACGUAGAAAACAUAAACAAACAUUGUAGCCUCAGCGUGUACAUCAGUUACAACCGAUCCACCGAUUCACUGCUGGCUAGCUUAAUUAAAGUACACUUGAAAAUUCGAGGUUACAAUAAUGUGUUCCUCGACGUGAAACGUUCGAAUGACGCCGAAUCUCGCAAUAAUGUAUUGCAGACCAUAAGACAGACACAAAACUUUAUAGUUGUGUUGACGCCAGGUUCAUUAGACAAGCAGCUGAUGAAUUCGCCAGCCCGUGAUAUCGAACAUUUUGAUGUUAUUCGCGAGGAAGUCACAACCGCGAGAGAAGGCCAGUGCAAUAUAAUACCAGUAUUGGACAAAAAUUUCUCUUGGCCUCCGCCUGCACUGAUACCAGACGACAUGAAACACUUGUGCGAAUUCAACUCGAUAAGAUGGGUGCACGAUUAUCAGGAUGCGUGCGUGGACAAGUUGGAGACGUUUAUGAACCAAUUUUAGCGACUCAAAUAACCCUAUACUAUCGGUACAUAGACCAUAACAAAAUUAAUACCCAUAUGCAUUAAAAUGUAUAUAAUAUUGUUAUGGUAAUCUACUGGUACCUAUACUUAUAAUUACAACUUUUUUUAAUUAUUAUUGUGCUUAUUUUUAUUAGUUCAUUUUCGAUUAUAUACUCAUAAAUCUUAAAUAAACUUAGUACUGACACCGAUAACAUUAAGAGGAUAUCACCGCAAUAUUUGUUUUCUCUCUCAGACUCGCGAGCAACAUAGACAAAACGCAAUCACCUGAAAUCUUUUUUUCGUGUGUUUUGAGUAACCUUAGAUUAAAAUCAUCUAUAACAAAAAUUAUAAAGAAUACAAUUUAUGAGGUUAUGACGUAUCUGUUUUAUAUUUGUGUUAGUAUUUGACUUUGUAUUCGGCUUGAAUGAGUGAUUUUCUGUUAAGAUUAUUCAAAAACAUAAAAAAAAAAGAUUCGUCGUAAAUGCGUUUUAUCUACGUCGCGCGCGGGCCAGAUAGAGAAAACAAAUAGUGCUCUGAUAUCCUCUUAAUUAGAAUUAAUUGAGCACUGACACCGAUAACAAUAAUUAGAAUUACACUUAUUGUUAUAUUACGCAUUUACCUAUAUUAUAUUAUUAUUAAAUAAACUGUUUGAACAGUAUAAUUUUAUGUUUACAAUAAAUUAAUUAGAAACGCGGCCAAGUCAAAUGUGAAGUUAGUAUUGAUUGUUAUAGACAUGAUUUUAUGAUAAUAAUGUAUUCUGUGCAGUACAUAAUGAUUAAAUGAUUUUUGAUAAAACUAUUUUAUGAAUGAUU
Myzus persicae (green peach aphid) is the source of this 3169-nucleotide messenger RNA. RefSeq names its product sterile alpha and TIR motif-containing protein 1-like. The record is from RefSeq and is a predicted model, not a curated record. NCBI's taxonomy places the organism in Eukaryota, Metazoa, Arthropoda, Insecta, Hemiptera, Aphididae. Gene Ontology annotation, molecular function: NAD+ nucleosidase activity; protein binding; signaling adaptor activity. Gene Ontology annotation, biological process: response to axon injury; signal transduction; negative regulation of MyD88-independent toll-like receptor signaling pathway. Gene Ontology annotation, cellular component: dendrite. The transcript is spliced from 8 exons. Bases 427 to 2358 code for a protein of 643 amino acids.